Messenger RNA from Panicum virgatum (switchgrass), 845 nucleotides. Its product is annotated as 16.0 kDa heat shock protein, peroxisomal-like. Lineage: Eukaryota; Viridiplantae; Streptophyta; Magnoliopsida; Poales; Poaceae. Gene Ontology annotation, biological process: response to salt stress; protein complex oligomerization; response to hydrogen peroxide. The record is from RefSeq and is a predicted model, not a curated record. The transcript has a single exon. Bases 202 to 636 code for a protein of 144 amino acids.
GAGGAACCGGUUCCGUUCGCCACGGCUCUGUCCCUCCUUAUCUGGUUCUGGAACCAUCUUCUGACGUGUACGCGUUCAUAAUUUAAGCCUUCGUCCACCUUCCUCCCAACGAAUUCCACGAUUAUUUCAUCCCUUCCAUCCAGCUCCGCUCCGAUCUCGAGCUUUCUUGCUCCAAGCAGCGAGUGCCAAGUCCCAACAACAAUGGCUGACUUCUUGUUCGGGAGCCCGUUCCGCCGCCUCUUCCACGCGCGGCCCUUCCCGGCCGUCGAGUGGUCCUCCUCCGCGGCGGCGGCCAUGGACUGGGUGGAGACCCCGGCGUCGCACGUGCUCCGCAUCAACGUGCCGGGGCUGGGCAAGGACGACGUCAAGGUCCAGGUCGAGGAAGGGAACGUGCUCACCGUCCAGGGCACCCCGCCCGCGGGGAAGGGGGAGAAGGACGCCGAGGACGGGGCGGUGUGGCACGUGGCGGAGCGCGGCAAGCCGGAGUUCGCGCGCGCGGUGGCGCUGCCGGAGAACGUGCGGGUCGACGGGAUCAGGGCCGGCGUGGAGAACGGGGUGCUCACCGUCGUGGUGCCCAAGGAGCCCGUCCCGGCCCGGCCCAAGCCCAGGCCCAUCGCUGUCCACAGCAAGCUCUGAGCUGAUCAACGAUGGUGAUGCUGCUGCCAACUGCGUUCUUAGUGUUCCAGACUUCCAGUAUGCAGCAGUAAAAAUCAAGACUACUCGAACUUGUCUCUGCGAUGCAAUUUGAUGGAGUUUGUAAAAGAGAAAAAAAAAACAAAGGCCACGAGCCAACGAGCACUAUGCCUCAGUUGAAUAAUACAGUAACGUGUGACAGUGACGCUGAA